Messenger RNA from Mytilus trossulus (common blue mussel), 8645 nucleotides. RefSeq lists its product as uncharacterized. The transcript has 2 exons. The record is from RefSeq and is a predicted model, not a curated record. Bases 1062 to 5480 code for a protein of 1472 amino acids. Lineage: Eukaryota; Metazoa; Mollusca; Bivalvia; Mytilida; Mytilidae.
AUGCGAAACAUUAACAUUUCGAUAGGGUAACAGGGCGACACUGGCAUAAAACUAUUCUGUUUGAUAGCGGAUAUACAUAUUUUCAAAUCACUAAAAUAAAAAAAAUACAAAUGAUACUUCAAGAAAAUAUAUAUACAUGCAACUGAUUUAAGCUUUUAAGUUCGUGAGGAUUAACACAAGAAGCAUAUACAGAGAGAAAUGGAACUUGAAUAGGUAUCUUCUAUAUUUCGAAUUUCGAUACUAGCAAGUGCGCAUAAUUAUUUAAUUUCGUGUCCUUGCAACUGCAAGUAAUAUACGGACAAUUAACUGAUACCGCCUCCUCCUAACUGCAAUUAUGGAUAGUUGAUCAAAUUACAAUCAACUGCGACUUCUCUUCAUUUUCGGACACCCUGUGGUCAAAUUAACAUGUGGCAGUUCACAUUUGUAGCUGGAAAAUACUGACCGUUUUUGUGAAGAGGAAAUAUUAUAUAGACAAUCAUAUUGAUUAGAGGAAUUGGACUAUGCAGCCACCAGACGUAAGAAUUGACUGUUAAUUGGAUACCGCUAAUGUUAUUAUAGUGUCAAAAGACAUUAAAUGAAAUUACGGUUAGGUCAGUGAGGUGACAAAUUGACCAAUAUAAACAAAUUACUGUAAUUGUAUACAAAACGUCAAUAUUUCUAUACAGAAUGUUUAUGUGUUAAUAUAUAAUUACACGGGAGAUUUAAAGUCCAAAAAUACUCGACAUGCGACACGCCCAAUGAUCCGUAGAAGAUUACGCCACAUGACUGCAGUACACCUUUAUGAUUGGUCAUUUAUUGAUUUAGGAAUUUCACCGUGAGCUAAAUUUGUCGUCUAUACAGUUGUGUGGGAUUUACCUGUGUGUUUUUGUUUACCUGUAAAAAGUAAAAAUGGCGACACAUCAAAAUUAACCUUCAGAUUUAUGAAUUAUGCUCAAAACAUGGAUUAUGUAUGAAUGUGAAAAAUAAUGGAAUAACUUUUAAUGGAUUUUCGUUUAUGAAAGGUAUAGUAAACAAUACACCUGUUCGACAUAACCGGUAACUUCAGGUAGCCGUUAUCAUCUAUGGAAGGCUCUGGAUCGCUUCCUGACGGGGCAUUUGAAAGAUUUGUUACCUCAGCCCUCGCAGCUAUAAUAACUAUCGUGUUUUCCUGGCGACUUCUAGCAGAAGGUCAGGAACUAACUGACGGAGACACCCGCCCAAGAUUCCCCAGAGCUAUAGAAGGGGUACGACCGCCCAAUAUUGACGAUAAAGAAAAACAAGAAACUGCCGAAAUACCCAUUGAUGAAAAUAUAACUUCAGUACAAAACAGCGAAUUGAACUGUUCUCAAAAAUAUGCUUCUCUAGAUAGUGAACCAAAGAAAGAUGACGACGAAACUCCCACAUGGGGAGACUAUAGCUGGGAGGAGGAUAUGUAUGAUACAGUCCACACCCGACGGAAUGUUAAAGAUUUUACAUUAAAAAGAACUUCAGACUCUUCGUCAUCUGACGAAAUGGAUCCCGAUAUUCAGUUAAGUCCGAUACCCGCAUCCCACGAAAUGUUAGAAAAAUUGUAUAUGAAUCAAGAAUACCAAAGUAUAGUCGAUGACGGACAAACCGAAAGUAGUAGUAGUUCCGACGAAGAUGAAAUGAUUGAAGGGAUUUACGAGCCACCUAAUAUAGAAGAGGAUAUGUUUUAUUCCGGUGGGGGUUUAGAACCUAUUAUGGAAGAGGAUUCGGACGAUUUUAGUGACGACGAAAACGAUGAUAUUGUUGAAAAUGUAAACAUAACAUUUAAAGUUCCUACCGACAAUGAGCCCGAAGGAACAAGUCAAGAUCUUGUCAAACAUCAAAGUGAUAAAAAUCUAACUUGUACUAGUGACAUAUUGUGUCAAGCUGAUUUAACAGACGAUCAUCAAACUUUACUAGAUAAUUACAUAGAUGAAUGUUUCGAUCAGUGUGACGAGGAAAACGUCGACGGUUAUGAUUCGGAUAAAAGUUCCGACAGUACUGACAGUUUGCCACCAUCGCCGAUAAUUCGAACUCGUGCAAUUGAUGAGGAAUAUGCAAAUUUAUCCGAUGAAUCUUGUAGUAGUGGGUCUGUUAUUACGGUUGUAAGCGUAAAAUCUUAUUCGAGAGACACCCCUGAAAUUCAAGUGGUCGAGGAAUCAAACAAGCCGACGUCUUUCAUUUAUACCGACAACGAAUCGAAUAUAUCCGACAAUCUAAAUGGAAAAGAUAUUAUUGCUUUUAUUCACGGAAGUGAUGAAAAACCAACAAACAAUUACGAUCUUAACAAAACGCCGGAAAAUGAUGUAUUGGAAAAAGAAAUUGAAAAUUCGAAAACGCCAACAAAUUUAAAUUACGAGGAUUUUAUAAAAGACAUAAAAGCAGUGAGCGAAACUAACAUUGAAAACGAUCAUGAGACACAUUCGGAUGAGGGAAAUAAUGAAACAGACGCAAUCAUUUCAGAACAAAUACCAAAUCAUGUUGUUGAAGAAUUAAUUUGUCAAACUACAUUUGCAAAUCAAAAAACAGAACUGCACAUUUCUGAUAACAGUCAGUUUGAUGAAGUACCAGACAAACAAUUCGAAGAUAGAUUCGGUGAUGACGUCGGACCCCGUGAAUACAAUCCAUACGAAGAUGAUUUCGCCGAAUUUGACUACUGUGAUUCUGAUGACGAUUCAUUUUAUCUUGUUGUUGGUGAAUCAAACAAUUUGCCUGAUUUCGCGACAUUCAACAAAGCAGAUAACGGUAACUUGCGUAAUUUCGAUACUUUUGAAAAUCUUGACUCUAUUGGAUUAGCUUCUCCUUCACUUCAAAGUCCCUGUGAAUCUGGCUUAUCAGAUGACGGAAGAUUCAUAUUUACACGUACAGAAGAAAUAGGCACCGAAUUCAGAUCGCGAGUAUUCGUGAAAGAAAGAGAACCUGGGCCGAUUACUAGUAACAUUACGUCACAUGAUGUAGAGGCGAAUAUUAAAGAAGUGCAAGUUGUAGAUUCUGAAGUUGAAAACAAAAACUCUUAUAACGAAAGCAAAUUACGAAUUCACGAAGACUUUACUGACGGAGAUCCUAUAAUUUCAGAUUUAGAGAAUAUUGAACUCUUCAUAGACGAGAAUGAUUUUAAGGAAAAUUGCAGCUUAGAUCAAAAUGAACAGAAACUUAUUGAUUCUAAAGAGGAUUUACAAACAAAUGAAACUGUACCUUCUGAUUCAAGUUCUGACAUUAAUAAUUCACCGCCUCAUUUACUGAAUGAAGCCUGUGGAAUCGAUUUAUCAAUAAAUUUGGGUCUCAAAUCAAAUAACGUUUCAUUACAGAACGAGGAAAAAGAUAUAAACGGAAAUAGUAGAACGGAAAGUGAACAAAAGAUAACCAAGGUUAACAAAAACGAAAUCUCUGAGUUAAUGGCUGUAAGUCAGUGUACAGUAACUAACACUACACCAGAACUAAACGUCAUAGUUAAUGGUUUAGCAAUUAAUAAAUUAGAAAAUGACAAAUUGCAAGAAAAAGAGGAAUUUGAAAAAUCGUUAGAGCCUUGUAUAGAUAUUUUAUCCAGAGCACACGAUUCAGGGAUUGAUUUAGACUCGGAACAAAGUAAAUCUAACAGCACAGAAGAUUGUAACAAAAGUCCUCAACAAAAUAGCAAACUUCAAAUUUUUGACCUUUUACAUUCAGUUAAAGGACAAAUUGAUAGAUCAUCGGCUGCUAAACCGUCAUUUUUCAAAGGAGGAACCAAAGCUAGAAUUCAACAACAAAAGCAACGUAGCAAAUCGUAUGUGUCUGUUUUACAGCAACCAAUGUCUCCAGAAGAUACCCGAAGCGUAGCGGUUGUGCUUCCGGAAAAAGCGUUAAAAUUGCCGAGGUCAAGACAGCAAAUUAUUGCUUCUAGGCAGAAAUUUCUAAGUGAACAGAAUCUGUUUUCCGAUAAAAUGCAAGAACAAUUUCAGCAACAUAAAACUUCAUUUGAGGAAGUUGCACAACGGAAACCGCGAUACGUAAGAAGGGGAAAUAGCCUGCCAAGGUCUUCAAGAACUCAUAAAAGCUAUGACAAACUAGACUUUAACUCAUUAAAUUCUUCUAGGAGUUCUGUAGAAAAACCGGAUAUUUGUGCGUUACAUGAAAAUUGCAUGUUCACUCCCCAAAAACAUCAAGAAAUUAUGGAUCGAACACUCUCUAUUGAUAAUUUAGAAACAAGUUUAAUGCGCUAUGGAUCUGUUACUUCUCUCGUUGAAACUGAUAUUGAUUCAGGUGAAACAACUGAAUAUCAAAUUUUUACUGAUUUUGAAAAUGAUUUUGAAUUUCAGUUCCCAUUGCAGAGAACAGCAAGCAUGAGUGAGAUAGGAUCAUUAUCAAAGGCAAAGACCAAGAAAGAAAUUAAAAGUCGUUUUAGUGAUCGUAAUGUUCCGAAAUCAAAAAGUUUAUGUACUUUAGAAACUAAUAUUGACGAUGAUAACGAUGAAGCCCCGCGUCCGGGAACACUUGGACGCGUUCCGUCAGUACACGAAUUACGAGUAACAAAAUCUUUGCAGAAGCUUAAUAUACCCGAUUGGUAUAAAAAGUCAAGCGUCUCAAGAAGCGGAAGUACAUGGAGUUUGUAUAGUUCACCGCGCAAAGAUUCGAUUUCGUCAUCAUCAUAUGCAUACCCGCCUAGUAUUACCUCUUCACCCUGCCCGUCAGUAAGCUUUGUUUCAAAUUCUGUCGUGAUCAGAACUCGCGUUACGCCUUCAAGCGCUAAAUUAUUUCGAGCGCCAAAAUUACAAACCACUCCAGAAAAAUCGCCAACACCGAUAAGUGUUCAACUGCCAAGUGAUAAACUGAGACAAAAAGACAAGGCUAAGGAACUCAUGCCAAUACCGAUUGUGCCUUUUUCUAAACUGCGUCUUAUGUUUGAGGAAAGUUCACGAAAAAGAUUGCCCACAGCGCUAGCAAGUUCGCCAACUAGUCCGUCGUCUCCAACAUCCAUUACUGCAAAAAGUAUCGAGUCUGCGACAACUCCUAUAUCUCCGACAACUCCUAUAUCUCCUACAUCUGUCACUCCGAUAACUUCGCAAAUAAAAUCUACAGCAGCGCCGGAAACAUCAGCUACGAAACCAAUUAUUCCCGCGAAACCAAUACUGAAGAAGACGACAGAAAAUAAAAAUGUCGGACGUGUCGAACCCGAACUACGCCAAACAGCACCAGUAAGUGUUCAGUCGAUGUCGACGUCACCUCGCAGUGGACGACGCGUGCAGACAACUUUCAAUGGAACUGUCGGACAAGCUGAGGUACGUAAACCGAAAGAAACGACUUUUGAAGGUGACAAACCAGUCCAAGUCGUAAGACCGGAAAUACAAGAUCAAAAAGUAACCCCUCAAAUAUCAAAUACGGCAGAAAAUCAAACUGAGCAUAAUUCAAAAUCUGGCAGGUAUAGUAGUCUGUCGAAGAGCCUAAAAUCAGCAUUUCGACGACCUCAGAAACCCUCAACUGUAGAGUCUGGUGGAAGCAAAGUCGAAACCACAGUAUAGCAGGAGUUUUGAUGAUGCUGUAAGUGAAAUAGUGAAAGAAUGUCCCAUUUACACCGUUAGUUCUCAACAUUCCGAUAUGGUAGGAAACCUGCUUACAGUGGACACGCCCAAUACACAUUGUCAUAAAACAUUUACUGGAAUACACAAUGAAAGAGAAAGUUUACAUAAGAAAUGUAAAUCCUUAGAGGAUGUAAUAGAUGGAUUAUUAGCCAUAGAGAAGAGGUCUAGCUCCUCGGGCGAUAUAUUAUCGAGACGGAAUAGUGUUCCGUAUUCACGAGAACUGGACUAUGAUAUAGAAAUAUACAAGAAACAUAAUACAUUUAACUCUCAUCACGAAAUUAAACGAUUGGUCAUUUAUAAUGAUAAUUUAAACACUGCCGGACAAACAGUAUUUUGUGAAAACUGCCGGGAAGCUACUUAUCUUCAAAAUGCUAAGGACUAUUUCAUAACUUGUCAUUUUUGUUCAUCAUACUACUGUAGCCGUUUUUGUCGAGCGGAGGACUGGCAUAUUCACAAGAUUUCAUGUAUAUACGGAAGGAUAUCAGAUUUGUGUAAGCGAGUGAUUAAAUAUUGUAACAAAAAUCCAGAUAUGCAGUUUCACCUCUCUCAAAUAGCGCGAAUAGGAUUUUCAGAAAAUGGAAAAGGUUGUGUAAAAUUGACGUUCCGUGAAAGUUGGUCAGCUGAAAGUUUUUGUAGUUUUGGACAUCCAAACAUACAAGACCAACCGACUUAUGUCACUCAAAAGUGUUUUAGAGACGAUGAACAUAUUAGUCAGUCUUUCGCAGAAAUGAAUACAGCCGUGGAAAACUAUAACCCUAAUCUAAAGUAUAUCUUACUUGUUUCAGUUUCUAAUCCUACACAAAGUUCGUUUAAUAAAAGGGGAAAUUAUUCCUCCUUUCAAAGAUGUGCCAAAUUGAGACUUUGUGGACCAACUUAUUUUUAUCCCAAGCUGGGAACGGAUAUGCAUUCUGUUUUAAUCUUACAUUUUGUAACGGAAGUCAAUGCAUAUUCAUCUGAAAGUCAAAUGGAUGAUAGACAUGCACGUGAGACAUGCUUCAUAAACAUUCAAAGAAUAUUGCGCGAGAGAGGGGUCAUUUUACGUCAUGGUUAUCCAAAAAUUUAUAGAAAACUGAUUGAUUUUGUUGCAGACGGCAAACAUUUUUCUCCUAUAACAUUUUAUCCUUUUGAUACAAAGAAGAAAAAACAUUAUUUAUGUAUUAUAAUACCGGAAACAGAUCCUGAAAUAGAGUGGGUUCCUGAUCAAUAUUUAUGCAGUGAAAAUGGUGUGAUGGAAAUGUUAUACGAAGAUUUUAUUUAUAAUAGACAUGAUACUUAGAAAGUUAUAUUCAUUCAACUGUUACCUCCUUGUUGAGUAUACUUAUUAUAGUGCCAAUAUACAUUUUGUAAAAGGUGCAAUUUUUUCCACAAUACAGAACUGUAUGUUUAAUUUUAUUUGUCUUCUUGAAUAUUAGGGAUGAAAUUUUAACUUUAUUUUUAACGUAUUUUCCUAAAUUGACACAAAUAUAUACAUAGACUCCUAAAUAUUAAAAUGUGUCCAGUAACAGUUUUGAUUGUUAACAUUUUUAAUAUGAACAAAAUCCUUAAAAAUAAAAACAUUUUUUUUAAUCCAGAUUAUUAAAUAAUAAUAAAUUCUCAAGGAAAGGGAGAAUCCACAGUUAGGUAGAGUAAUCCCCCUCACCCCGAAAAAUGACAGAGAGAAUUUGCGACCAAUAUUAUAAAAAUAUAAGAUAAAAUAUUACCAGCAUCAUAAUCUCUUAUAUAUAUAUUUUAUUUGGAUCAUCAUCUCAUAUAAACUCAUGUUUGAAAAUAAAUGAGUCAAAUUUUCUUCUCAGCCAUUUUGUGCUGCAGUGUCGUCCAUUUUUCUUCUCAGCCAUUUUGUGCUGCAGUGUCGUCCAUUUUACAGCUUUUCUUGUUGUCUUCCCUUAAGUGCAAUCAAGAUGCCACCUUAUAAAGCAUUAGGAUUUUAUGAAAUUUACAUUGAACUUAGUCUGUUCUUGUACAUUGUUAAUUAUUUGAUAAAAACGUGAAAAAGAAUUUGUUUUUAAAUUGUGGAAACUAAUUAUUUUUCUACAUAUAACAUGUUUAGUUGGUAUAAACGUUGGUUAAUUUAUACAUGUAUUUCAAAUAUUACUUCCAUGGUUAUACGACGAUUCUCCUUUACAUGACCAUAAUUUUGUUAAAGAGGACAAAUUAUUACAUUUAUGAUAUGGACAUGGUCCUUGUAUACUUUAACCAUGUUAUCUAUUACAAACCAUAACAUUGUAAGUUGUAACAUAUGCUUUUGAUAUAGAUUUUAAACUUUGGCAAGGGCGUACGUAUAUCUGGGAUAACUUAUUGUGUUCAAUAAGAAUGUCUUGUUUAUUAAUAAUGUUUCAAGAAUCAAUAAGGCCCUUCAUCGAGUUUUUAAUACCAUAUCAUUUUUAAGGCUUAAUAUUGCUUCAACUUUAUUACUUAUUUUCCAAAAUAUUGUUCGUAACAGGGAUUUUAUAACAAAGCUUCAAAUUAAGAUGUUUAUUACCACGAAAAACCACACGAAGGAGUAUUUAAUAGACUUUAUAUAUAUUUUUAGUCUGUGUUCUCACAGCAAGAGUUGCUUGUUUGUUAUUACUAGAGCGGGGCCUUAUCAUAAGUGAAAUGUACUUUGUUAUAAAUACAAGGGACAAGAUAUAUAAAUAUAAAUAAGUAAAACUGGAGGGGGCAACUAGUUAAUCAAAAUCAAUUAUUCUCUUAUUCUGUAUAAUUAUUUCUGUCAAAAAUAUAUUUAUAGAAUCUGUCUGAUUUAAUCUGACAAUUGUUUUUUGCUUCUGUUUGAAUAAAUCUGAUAUAUAAUGUAUAUACUGAAUAUGAUAAAAAAAAAAUCGGAUAAUUAAUGCUGCACAGUGUUCAAUUUUUUUAAAUUUCAGGUAAAACUUGUUUGUGUUUUGUACUUUUUUCAAAUAUAUUGUGCUUGUGUUGUUAAAAAAUCUCUUUCAAAGAGACACCUACGUUAGUAUUAUUACCCCUUAAAUAUGCAAGGUCAGCAUUUUGCUCAGUUGUGAAAGAAAAUAGGCUAAAUGGUAUAUUUGUAUCAUGUAUGUAUAUAUUUCAAGUAAACAAUAUUUAUUUUCUGUAAAUGAAUACAUUUUAUAUGUUCCAUUGUUUAAA